UUCCUAAUAUCUAGAAUGCCCCGCGGCAGGCAGGGGUCACGCUCCGAUUUUCAUAUGCAAAUACAUGCAAAGCAGGGGCGGCGCGUCAGAGGGGAGGCCCGGAGCUCCGCCUCCUCUCCCCGAGGCUCCUCCUCUUCCUGCUUCCGUCUUUCCAUGGCGGCCUCCUCGCUGCGUCCCCCGCUGGUGGUGGUCCUGGGGGCCACGGGGACCGGCAAGAGCCGCCUCGCCCUCCAGCUGGCCCUCCGCCUCGGCGGGGAGCUUCUCAGCGCAGACUCCAUGCAGGUGUAUAAGGGUUUGGACAUUAUCACCAACAAAGCCUCUCCUCAGGAGCAACAGCUUUGCAGGCACCACAUGCUCAGCUUUGUGGACCCCUUGGUCUCCAACUACACCAUCGUGGACUUCAGGAACAAGGCCGCCACCAUCAUUGAAGAUAUCUUUGCUGCCCGGAAGAUCCCGAUUGUGGUUGGCGGGACCAAUUAUUACAUCGAGUCUUUGCUCUGGAAGGUCCUCAUCGACACAGAGGAGAAGAGCCCUGGAUCUGCGGUGGACCGGAAAACAGAGCUGGAGAAACUGAGCGGCCAGGAACUCCAUCAGCGCCUGAGCCAUGUGGACCCUGAAAUGGCCUCAAAGCUGCACCCACACGAUAAACGCAAAGUGGCCAGGAGCUUGCAAAUCUUUGAGGAAACCGGCAUCCCGCACAGCGAGCUCCUGCGGCAGCAACAUGAAGAGGAGGGUGGGGGGCCCUUGGGAGGGCCCUUAAAGUACCCCAACCCUUGCAUCUUCUGGCUUCAUGCAGAACAGGCAGUCCUGGAGGAGCGCCUGGAGCAACGCGUAGAGGCCAUGCUCCAAGCUGGGCUCCUGGAGGAGCUGCGCAGCUUUCACUGGCGGCACAACCAGCAGAAGGUGGCGGAGAAUCGCCAGGACUACCAACAUGGUAUUUUCCAGUCCAUUGGCUUCAAGGAAUUUCACCAGUUCCUCCUCACGGAGGGCCAAUGUCCGGAGGAGGAGAGUCAGCAGCUCCUGGAGAAAGGCAUCGAGGCCCUGAAGAUCGUGACCAAGCGCUACGCCCGGAGGCAGAACAAGUGGGUCCGGAACCGCUUCCUCCGGCGCCCCGGACCCAACGUUCCCCCUGUUUAUGGCCUGGACGUCUCAGAUCUCUCCAAAUGGGAGGAGAAAGUCUUGGAGCCCGCCGUCGGAAUCGUGGAGAGCUUCCUGCAGGGCCGAACACCAGCUGCGGAGCCCAUCAAAGUGCCCCGCGACCCUUUGGAGGAGGACAAGCGGAGCUGCCAUCCCUGCGAGGCCUGCCAGAGAGUCAUCAUUGGCGACCGAGAAUGGAAAGCUCACCUCAAAUCCAAGUCCCACCACUUCCACUUGAAGAAACUGAGGCAGCAAAGCUCAGCUUCCCCUAAGACCUCUCUGGACAAUGGCACAAAGUGGACAGAGGAGGAGGAGGAGGCUGGGAUCGGGACCCCGGAACUGGCCUAACACUGACCGCACAGCAUCUCUUGACCCUGGGACUCAUGGCCCCAUCCACCCAAAGGACACAGCCUUGGUACUACAGUGCCAAUCUUAAAACUUUCUACUUGUUUGAGAGGUGAAGAUUAUAUAUUUUUGUAUUGCAGAGGCUGGUUGCUUCCUCACUCAAAUAUAAUAAUAAUGAUGAUGAUGAUGAUGAUGAUGAUGAUGAUGAUGAUAAUAAUAAUAAUUUUAUUUCUUACCUCUUGUGGCUUGAAGCAGGUUACAGCACGGUCAAAACACACAAACAUUACAAAAAUUCUAUAAACACAUAUUAAAAUCUAGUUCUAUAAAAGAUACAUAUUAAAACACAUUGCUAUAAAAUACGUAUUGUAAGGACAGAGAUUAAAAACCAGGAAAAGAGUUUAAAGUUCAUGCUGAAAACUGGCUGGGUAGGCCUUUUGCUGGAAGAGAUGGUUUUUAAAAUCUGACAGCUCAUUUAGGUUUGAAUUGCAUUGUAUUGGUUUUAUUGUGAGCAGCUUUGAGUCUCUUUUUUGGAGAGACAGAGAAAAAAAAGGAAUAAUAAUAAUAAUAAUAAUAAUAAUAAUAAUAAUAAUAAUAAUAAUAAUAAUAAUAAUGCAUAUCUAUUUAUGUCUUCUUGUAAAUUUGGUUUCAUAAGUUAUUGUUAUAUGUAUGGUUGACUUGUAUUGUUUUUAAAAUGUAUGCUGCUUUGGGUCCUGCUUAGGGAGAAAAGUGGGAUACAAAUAAAGCAUUAUUAUUAUUAUUAUUAUUAUUAUUAUUAUUAUUAUUAUUAUUAUUGUAUGACACAGCAAACAAGAUAGAUAUGCUGGAUUUUGUUGUUAUUAUUAUUAUUAUUAUUAUUAUUAUUAUUAUUAUUAUUAUUCUGAUACCAAAACACAGUAUGACACAGCAAACAAGAUAUAUAUGCUGGAUUUCGUUUGUUCUGUCUUUGUGUCAGAAUAAUAAUGAUAAUAAUAAUAAUAACAAUAAUAAUGCUUUAUUUGUAUCCUGCUUUUUUCCCUAAACAGGACCCAGAGCAGCUCACAUUUUAAAAACAAUACAAGUCAACCAUACAUAUAACUAACCUAUGAAACCAAAUUUACAAUAAGGCAUAAACAGAUAUGCAUUAUUAUUAUUAUUUGUAUGACACAGCAAACAAGAUAGACAUGCUGGAUUUCGUAUCAUAAAAUCACAAGUUGAAUACUUCCCAAGUGUUAUUAUAAUAAUAAUCUAUUAUUUUAUUAUGACACAGCAAACGAGAUAGAUAUGCUGGAUUUCGUAUCACAGAAUCACAAGUCGAACACUUCCCAAGUGUCUAGGACUGUGCGAUGUAUUUUCGGAUGAUGCGUGCAGAUACCAGUAGGGUGGCCUUUUGCAGUUGGCAGAUCGUAAUUUCGUCAGUGUCUAUUGUUUCCAAAUGCCGGCUGAGAUCUUUUGGCACGGCAUCCAGUGUGCCGAUCACCACUGGGACCACCUGCACUGGUUUCUGCCAGAGUCUCUGAAGUUUAAUCUUGAUGUCCUGAUAGCGGCUGAGUUUUUCCUGUUGUUUUUCGUCAAUGCGACUGUCAUCUGGGAUGGCGACAUCAAUGAUCCAAACCUUUUUCUUUUCCACACUGUGAUGUAUUAUUAUUAUUAUUAUUAUUAUUAUUAUUAUUAUUAUUAUUAUUAUUAUUAUUUGAAACACAACAAGAUGAGUCCACAGCAGACACUCUGCCAGCUGUUGUAUUGGAUCACACGUUGGACACUUCCCAAGUGUCUCGGGCUGUGUGAUGUAUCGGCGAAUAAUGCGUGCAGAUCCCAGUAAGGUGGCCUUCUGCAGUUGGUAGAUGGUAAUUUUGUCAGCACCGAUUGUGUUCAAGUGCAGGCCAAGGUCUUUAGGCACUGCACCCAGUGUGCCAGUCACCACUGGGACCACCUUGACUGGCUUGUGCCACAGUCUUUGCAAUUGGAUCUUUAAAUCCUCAUAUUGUGCCAGCUUUUCUAGUUGUUUCUCUUCAAUCCUGCUGUCACCUGGGAUUGCAACAUCGACAAUUCAUACUUUGUUUUUUAACGCGAUCGUGAGGACAGGAGUAUUGUGCUCCAACACUCCGUCUGUCUGAAUUCGGAAGUCCCAGAAUAAUUAUAUUAUUAUUAUUAUUUCA
Molecule: messenger RNA, 3617 nt
Organism: Anolis carolinensis (green anole)
Lineage: Eukaryota; Metazoa; Chordata; Lepidosauria; Squamata; Anolidae
Gene: trit1
Product: tRNA isopentenyltransferase 1
Exons: 11
Coding region: 16-1485 (489 amino acids)
Biological process (GO): tRNA modification
Cellular component (GO): mitochondrion
Molecular function (GO): tRNA dimethylallyltransferase activity; ATP binding
Source: RefSeq, a predicted model, not a curated record